Messenger RNA from Lymnaea stagnalis (great pond snail), 21850 nucleotides. The record is from the annotation of a GenBank genome assembly. NCBI's taxonomy places the organism in Eukaryota, Metazoa, Mollusca, Gastropoda, Lymnaeidae.
GCAUGCGCACGCGCACUCAUUGAUCAAACGGCCGACACGUUACAACAAGGAAGAUUAAUAUUAUUACGCUUUAUUUUUUCUAAAUUUUGCCUAAAGUAAGGAAAUGUCUCCUAAAUUUAUGCGACAAUUGUUCAGUCGAAUGUAUUUAUGUGGUCUUAUUUGUUAUUAAUAUAUGAAAGUUAACUUUGAAAAGUUAAGUUGAGAUUUGCACGUAAAGUUCAAUGUUCAGGACGAUCGAAAACGCAGGAAUUUCUAUCUUUGAUUUUUUAUCAACAAUGAAAGAUCUUAAUGUUAAUCAUGCUUUAUAGCUAUUUAUUCUACUUAUUGCACUUUUAAGAAGAAGCAUGUAGAUUAAAUACAUGAGUUUACUGGUGUUUUAGUACUGUAUUCUUUAAAAUUGACUUUCUAGAUAGUCCUAAUUUCUAAUUACGAAUUUCAGGGCUAAUGAACUAUAACUAAUGAUAAUAUGUAUGUUUAUCAUCCCAUGAGUCAUUUGCGUGUUUAUUAUAGUUGCAGUGAAUUAGGGUUUAGGUUAGGUUGAGGGAUCGAUUUAGGGUUCAGGUUAGGCAUAGGGAUUGAUUUAGGGUUCAGGUUAGGCAUAGAGGUAUGUAUAGUAUAGGUUUAGUUGACAGAAUUAACUGGUUGUGUCAACCAAGAUGGCGGAAACCCUGGGGAGAUUUCUCAACAUUUACCAAUUUCAGUUAUUACCACACACCCGACAGUCUACCAUCACUGAGUGGAGUGAGUUGAUUGAGGGUAAUCUUUCUCUUCAGCGUCUGGUUAUGAAAAAAUCUUGGGUAAAUGUGAAGAGAUAGCACCGCGUUUUUUUACUUUGGUUGCCGCGACCCACGAACUUAUGUCCUAAGCCUAAAUGUAUCCCUAAACCUAACCUAGAUACUUGGGUAAACCAAGGGAGACUACUACUUUUUGUGUAUCAGAAAUGGCAAUCAGCGCCGAAAAAUCUGAGUUUGAUGUGUGUGUCUAUUUAUUAUUAAAUGAGUACUUUCGAAAUAUAUUUGAGUUCCGUUUCCGGCCUUAUAUUUUGAUAGACAUCUUGGCAUACAUUUACAUUGAUUUGUUUGAAUUUUUCAAUCGACCUGUAUUUUGAAAUUCCCCUUAAAAUACAAAGCUUCUUGCACUAAAAAAUUCAUAUAGAAUUUCAACUUUUAUGUCUUUCAUAAAAAGUCUUAUUCUGUAUUAUCUAUCAAUGUAUUUUUGUGUCAAUUCUCAUUGAGUUAGGACAUGUCGGUCACUUGUUAUGCUCACUUGAGUAAACCCCUGUAUGGUAAUGUAGCUCAGCCCAAUUUCGAUAAGGAAGUGGCCACACCCCCUUUCAGUGGCAGAAGACGCCAUUACUUAAGAAAUAUUUAAUUAUUUCCACUAUUUACAUCAAAAUAUUUGAUGUUUUAGAAUAAAUUUAAAUGUUAUUGAAAGAAUAUUUUAAUUUGAGGUUAAAAAACCCGGCAGAGUCCAUAUUAAUAAAGGCAGUGUCUCGCGCCGGACGUCUAUCUCCCGCACUAUGUGUCUGGCGACCAAGUCACAUGACCGCCGUAACAAAGUGGCGAGAGAUAUCUUGUCGGUCAGCCUUUUCACGUGACUGCGAAUAAUUCAAAACUAUUGUUAAUUUUAAAAUCUGUUUCUCUACCAAGUAAUGUACUGAGUAUCUUGAAUGCAAAUAAUAGAAAACAUUUUUGUUUAGUUUGUUAUUUGAUGGUAUAGAUCCUCAAACCUUCCUAUCGUCAAGCAACCUCUCUACCACAAGACCAGACAAGAUGUAAUAAACCGUACUUCGUUUGGAAUUAUAAAAACUACUAGCCGCCCGGCCAUGUCCGGCGGUCACGUGACAAGCCGCCGGACGUAUAUCUUGCUAGACACUUCGAUUAAUAAAUGAUCAAAAUUUGCCAUGUGCAAAAUGUCAUGGCGGCCAUUCAGUGACUUGCAUGAUGGCUAUUAUUUACUACUUUCUGAGAGGUUUGAUUCAUAAAAGUUUGCCGUUUGUAAAAACUAUUAAACUAGCUCAGGGAAAGCUUUAAUUAGUUAGUCUUGUACCAAAGUUGAAAGUUCAAUAGUUCCCAAACAGUAUUUUAGUAAUUAGGGCAUGAGUUGCCUUAUAUAGACUAUAUAGCAAAUAUCUGUGUAAUGGACGUCGUAGAUUUGGUAAACAGAAAAGCCAUAUAUUAAUACAUUAUAUUAAAUUUACUGAUAUAAAUAGUGCAUAGUUAGAAAAGCUACAAUUUAUCUAUAAUUGUUAACAUUAUUUAACUUACUUUUUUAAUACAGCAUUAGUUCUGAAAAUAAAUUAUCAUUAAAACAAGAGUUAUAUAGCUCGUGAAGCGAACAGCGGAAUUGGGUCACAGAAUGUGGAGGUGUCCAUGUUAAAAAAGGAUAAAUUAAGUUGUACUUUAAAAAUUCAUAACUUUAAAACAGCUAAAUAUAUGAUUUUGGUGUUAUAAUUCUUUUAAAAAUAAGCUCUAUUCAACUAUGCCAUUGGUUUUUUUGUUUUUUUUUUAAGUUUUAAUUUUAUCAUGAAAGUACCUACCUAACCUGAACCCUAAAACAGGGUGUUAUCUCUUCACAUUAGCCAAAUCUUGUUGUUCCAGUUUGAAGUGCCAUUUAAACUGUUUUUCUGUUAUUGAUUUACGUCGUUAGUAGUAAUUGUACAGUGGAGAUGGAAAGGGCCAUUGGUUUUCAGUGACAUAGACAUAGAGAGAGUGAGUACUGUUUCUUGAUUUAAGUGCCAGAUCGACGUGGGAUCAGGUUACAGGAGUGCAGAGAGGUGUAUUAGGGCGUCCCAGAAAUGCUUGGAAAAAUUAUUUUUUUUAAUCUUUGGUGUCUCACCCCCUGAAAUGUGUCUCUUGGGUACAAUGAGUGAAUUGGUGAAGUUGUAGCUCAUUUGAACAACAUUUAGAGGUCCCCCAAGAGCUUUUAAAAUUCCAGUAUUAGGCCAACAUAAAAAUCCAGACGAAUCGUGGCUCAAAUAAUUUGCAGUUUUUGCAUGCCAUAUAUGAAUUAAAUGAAGUUUAAAUAUACUUAUAUUUACCUCAGUGCUACCAUUAACUAGAGUUGAAAUUGUGUGAUUCUUAAUUAGAAAAUGUAAUAAAUGCGAGAAAACAUAUAAAAUACCUAAUGUGCAAAACUUGUGCAUAUUUUUUGAAGAUUUGAUUGUUUAAAACUAAGCAUGCUAAAUUGUCAGGCUAGAAACAAUUAUGAAAUUAUUCAUAGCAUUAGAAAAUCUACAAUGAUACUUGCAUCAGCAUUCACCGAAGCUGGUGUUCCGACAUCUGACACAGUAUUUUCCAAGAGCACAAUGCAUCGUCAUCGCAAGCUUCGUCGUCAACAAGCUGCAGCACGUAUAAAAGAAGACUAUAUUCCCUCAAAAUCAAUUGUUCAUUGGGAUGGUAAGCUAUUGCCCGAUGUUACCGGAGAGGUUACCAACAACGUCGAUCGAUUACCUGUCCUGCUCUCAUCACUUGUCGAUGGCACUACAAAGCUUCUUGGUGUUCCCAAGUUAGCAUCCGGGUCAGGACGGGCAGCUGCUGAUGCAGUAUAUGAACAUAUCAAAUCGUGGAAGUGCGAAUCUAUGGUCAUCGGCAUGUGCUUCGACACUACGGCUUCCAAUACUGGAAGACUCAAUGGAGCUUGCACUCUGUUAGAAGUAGCCCUGGGACGUAAUCUAUUAUGGAUGGCAUGCCGUCAUCACAUGUUGGAAGUACUCCUUUCCGAUGCAUUCAAUGUUUGUCUUGGACCAUCCACUGGACCAGAGAUUUUGUUUUUUAAGAGGUUUCGAGAAAAAUGGCCAGAAUUAAACCACACAACCGAAGCCAGAUCCGCCCCUUUGAUAAUCGUGUCUGAUUCGAUUAAAGAAUUUAUCAAAUGUCAACUUGAGGUCAGUCAUUCACGUGAUGAUUAUUUGGAAUUUCUUCUGCUUGCUGCACAAAUGGUUGGGUUGGAGGUUGAUGUCAGCAUUCGCAGACCUGGUGCCCUACAUAGGGCAAGGUGGAUGGCGAAAGCAAUCUAUGCAUUGAACAUCGAACUAUUGUUUGCAGGCAACGAAACCAUAUUUCGGUUAACAGCUCGAGAAUUACAAGGUAUUCAGCGCUUUAAUCGGUUUACCAUAUGUGUUUAUCUUCAAUCAUGGUUUUCAUGCAGGCUCAUCGCAGAUGCACCUGUGAAUGAUAUCUUGUUGAUACAGCGUUUAUACGAAUAUGAUGAUGCUGUUCUUCGAUCGAUUGGAUUGAAAAUGAUGGUGCGUCACUCGUGGUACUUGAGUCCGGAACUGUCGACGCUUGUGUUAUUUUCAACCCUUUUGUCGGAUAAAAAAAAAUGGCCUUGUUCGGAGAAUGCAAUCAGAACGUGGACCGCAUCCCAUAAAAACACUACCAAAAAGUGUUGUUGAUUUGCGUGCUUCUACCACAUUUUUUGAAACAUCCAACAUUGAUGCCAGUUUUCUAGAUGUUCCUGUUGAAGCAUGGUCAGAUACACCAUCUUUUAAAGUUGCAGCAGAUUUUGUAAAGAAUCUGGCUUGUAUCAAUGACUCUGCAGAGCGAGGUGUAGCAUUGAUACAAAAUUUCAAUGACAGUAUCACCAAGGACGAAGAACAAAAACAAUUUUUGCUCCAAGUGGUUGACAAACAUCGGAAAAAUUUUGCAGAGUGUAAUCGUGAACAGCUGGCUAAAAUUUAAAUUUGAAGAACUUUUUUAAAUUUUUGUCUACCCUACAGUACAAAGUACAAGAUAAAUAUUAGGAAUGCUUAAUUGCAUUGCUUAUUAUUAUUAUUUUUCAAGCAGAUUGACAUUCUUUCAAGAAUUAACUUGACAAAAUGAAUAAAACUUUGUUUUUCAUAAUUUUUUACUUAAAUUUCAAAUUUAAAAAUAUAAACCAUUCAAGAUUUAUUUAUUAUUAUUUUUCAAGCAGAUUGACAUUCUUUCAAGAAUUAACUUGACAAAAUGAAUAAAACUUUGUUUUUCAUAAUUUUUUACUUAAAUUUCAAAUUUAAAAAUAUAAACCAUUCAAGAUUUAUACAUUUUGUUUCAUUUAAUAUUAUAAACAAUACUAAGCAUCAAUUUGUUACUUAAUAUAUCAGUUUCGCAUAUAAUGCAAAAUUAACGUUGUAUUAGAUUUGAACGCGAAUGAUUUUACACCAAAAUCUGGAACUUUAAACCUCUUGGGGGACCUCUAAACAUUGUCCAAAUGAGCUGAAAUUUUGCAUUUUAACUACUGUUACCAUACAGACAUAUUCUGUGGGGUGAGACAUCAACAUUUCAAAACUUCAUUUUUUGGGACGCCCUAAGGUGUAUCCUUCCAGGCUCACUUAUUUUAUCAGAUGGAUGGACAGAUAUGCAAACAUAAACCUAUUCAGACACAUAAUAUACUAACAUGCUCUGUUUAAAAAAAAUUUUGUCAUUCCAAAUGAUGCUAGUGUCCACAAGCAGACUGUUGAAAAUUUAUGGAUUGCGCACAAACUGAACAAACGGAUUUGCACAAGCCGUGAUCUUUUCCCUUCAUAUUCGCAUGAGUUAUGUCCUGCAAUUGUUUUUGUGGCAAUGAUCAAAACUCACUCUGUUUUCUUUUCAUACAUUAAAUUGUUUCAUAAAUGUGGAGUUAACAGCAUGGGUUUUGGAAAGAGUUGUCACAUCCUUAACACAGUGAUGUCAUUUUGGGGAUCCCAAAACUGGACUUAGGGUGGAUGAACCAACAGUUGGACAUGAAUGAUAAGAAUAAAAACUUUCCAGUACUUGGGGCAUUAUUGGUGUCAAAAACAUAAACUGACACUCGUUCAGUUAAUAUGAAAUAAAUUAAUAUGAAUUUUUCCAUUUGGUUCUUAUAUUAAAAUUCACCUUACAAUGUUCAGUAGAAAUAAAUAGAAAAACUCAUGUUUGCUGUUACCUUAAGAUGAUGACGCAAGCAUGGCUAGAAGCGCUAUUUUGUUAUUGGUUGAAAACAAAGGACGCAUAUGCUAUUCAUUUUUAUAAUAUCGCAAUUUAACAGGAUAUUUCAAAAUAAAAAAAUAAGAAACAAAAUAAUUUGAGAAAUUUUCCCUCCCCACACUUUCAAGGUAAAAGUUAAAAGAAAAAAAAUGUAUCAAAUAAAUCCAGAACUAAAUUUUGAAAUCUUUUAAAAAACGGAACCUUGGCCCGUAGUUGACACGGGGAACUUCCAUGAUCUAAAUUCCAUAGAAGACAUCGCUGGCCUUGCACCUAACUGCAUUUUAGACAAUUCUUUAAAUUUGUCUAUUUCUAUGUUAUCUUUUAUAUCAUACAUGUGCUGAAAUGAAUUAAUGAAUAUGUACAAUGUCAUUAAAAAAACAUUUCCAUUUAUUUGGAUGAAUAAAAGAAUUUUAGCUUAUCGGGAAAUCAAAAAACGUGUAAAUAGCACUGCAAACUAGAACAACAUGAUUUUUUCAUAACCCACGCUCAUGUGGUAGAUUACUGAGUUGAGUCCGAAGAAUAAUUGCAGCUUCCAAGGGCUCAAUUUAAAGGGUCUGCAGCAAGUGUGUACAUUUAUUAAUUUGAAGUGACUGGAUAGCGCAUAAAUAAUUGCGGAUUUAAUUGCGGCUUCUCUGAACUCAAUUUAUAUAGGUCUAAUUAAAAAUUUUUUCUUUUUUUUUUUUUUUUUUGCAUCAACAAAUGAAAAGUUCAAUCAACAAUGUGGAUUAUUUUAUUGCAUCACUAAAACAUUUAACCAAAAUUUCUUUCAUCAGAAUAGUGAAUAUGAACAGGCAUCGACAAGGUGGUCGAGAUCGUCGACCAAACUAUGGAGGUAUUUGAAAUAGCCAAUUUAUAGCACACAUUUAGUUAUGAAACCUUUUUUUUUUUAAAGUUUUUUGUCAGCAAAAUUUAAAAUAUGUACAUUUUAUCUUUUCAAAAGUACCCCACUUCCAAUUUUAUUUUCUAAUUAGGUGGAGAUGGACUUUUGGGAGAAGGACCUGGCUUUGGUGGUAGCAUGUUUGAACCAAUGGUCAACACUCAAAUGAAUCAGCUUAUGCUUGCACAGCAACUUCUACAACAACAGGCUGCUCUCGGAGGCACUGGAAAUUUCGGGGGAGGUGGAAAUGACUUAGGAGCCAUAGGGGCAUUGGCUGGUGCUAUGGGAAAUAUGCAGUUUCUACAGCAUCAGCAAGGAAUGGGAUAUGGUGGUGGAAUUGGUAGCAGUGGCAUGAGGAAUGACAGGAAACGGUUAGGAGGGCAAGGCAGAGAAAUGGACCUUAAAAGGAGAAGGCGUGAUUCUUCAGGGGUGAGUAUUAAAAAUUUAAAAGCAAAAUGCACAAAUGUUCAUUUUUCAGAUUUCAUAUUAGAUCCUAAAACCAACAAUUUGGUUGGUUUUUUUUUUUGGCUCUCUGAUGGCUUAUACAGGGCAUAUCAGUUAUUUUUAUUUUCAUAUGAUGUAAGUAAAUUUAUAUUUUUUUAAAAUCAUUGGUUAGUAAGUAACAAUAAGUAAGACAUUUUAAUUUAUUUUGCAGGUAUCAAAACUGGUAAAAUAUUAUGAUAUGCAAAAUAGCUAAUAUUUUUUUCUCCUCAGAUUGUUCAAUUCUAAAAUUAUUUAAUUUAUCAAUGUCAUUUGAUCUACAAUAUUGGCAACAAAAAAAAAUUUAAUAUAAAUAUUACUCAGAUACAAAUAUUAGUGUAAAUAACAACUAAAGUACGUACUAUAAGAGCUUCUUAUUGAAACAAUACUGAACUUUUAUUUCAACUUUUUACAGAACAUGUUAAAAAAAUGUGUAUAUUUUUUUUCUCAUCUGCCUAUAUUAAAGUGUAUCGCCCAUUUGCAUAAAACUUUGUUUGUUUUGAGCUGCUUUUUUUUUUUUUAAAUUUAUGUUAAAUAUGGUUUUAAAAAAAUUAACUCAUUUUUGUAAACCAUUGUAACCAAGGUUAGCUAGUCUCAUUAUUACAGCGGGUUUUUUGCGUUUGUUACUAGCAGCUUUAUUUUCUACAAAAAGAAUAUUUUUACACCUUAAAAGAAAAUGAUUGUAAUAAUAAGUGUAAUUAAAGAUAUCUUCAUUCCACCUUGGAGGUUGAAAUCCUAUUUAAAGGAAACAAAAAGUUGUGUUUUUUUCUAUUAGUACUCUUUUUUUUGACCUCUUUAUAAGUUUCUGCACUCAUCUAGGUUGAAUCAUUUCCUGAUUAAGUCAGUCUGGAGGCAGCAUCAUUUGCUAAUGACCUAAAGCUGUUUGUUACCAUUCCCCAUCAGAGGCUUUCAAAAGCUAUUUAUAUUCAAAAUCAAUUUUAUGAUCAAAUUGAUGUCAUUCCAACAUGAUUACUUCACAGCUUUCAUCGAGCUCUUAAACAGGAAUGUUUAUCUCACCAGUGUGAUUUCAAAACUCAUCUUUGACUCUAAUAAAGUUAAUUUCGGAGGUCAUAGAAUGGCUUAUUCAUUUCUGAGUUUCAAGAUUAUGAUAUGUUUGUAUGCUGUCCUUUUUUUUCACCUUAUGCCACCUUUCCCUUCAUUCGCCACCACUAUUUUUUUUCUCUCCACUUCUCCUUACGAUCUCCAGAGAGGUGGUGAUCGGGAUAGGUCUCGAGGCCGCGACAGCAACAGAAGCGGUGGUGAGGGUCGAGAUAGAAAUCAUUCUAGUCGUUGGGAUUCAGGUAAACCAUUUUCUCUCUGCGGAAGUGCUGUUGCAAUUUCUUCAUUGCCAGCAUCAUCAGCUAAUGGUUCGUCAUAUGCUGCCCUAUCUAAUCUAUUCCUCUGCUUUUACAAUUUUCUUAUUCUCGUUCUGUAUUAUGCUUGAAUAAGCAAAUCCAUUAAAGGAGGGUUUGUUUUUUUUUAUUUAAAAAGUCUCUUAUAGCCAUUCAAAAUCCUGCACUAUGAAAAUGACUUUGAAAUCUUUUUUUCCACUCAUAAGCAAAAUUCCAUGAUGAAAAGUUGGAUAUUUCUACUGCAGCUAUCAUAAUUCACUCAUUUUUUGCUGUCAUUUUGAAAUUUUUCAUAAAUAUUUGCCAACAUUUGAGUUUCAGAAAUAUUUUCAUCUAAAAAAAAAAACCUUCUACAAAGAAUCCCAAGUCACUGAUUUUUUUGGAUUUUUUUUUUUUUUUUUUUUUUUUUUUUUUUUUUUUUUUUUUUUGUCUUCUGUUUUUUAAUGGAUUUUAUUUCAUUUUGAACUGAGAUCAAGCACUGAUAUUUUGCUCAGUUAUGCCUAGUGACGUUGAAAUGUCUAUAAUAAAUACAGCUAUGAAUGUAGAAAAAAACUUUAUGCCAAUACAUACUUACUAUUGUAUAAAUAAGGAACAUGACAAACUGCUUUUACAUGCUGUUGGCAAGUAUUUAAGAUUUGUUGCUCAACUUAUCUUCUAGGCUUAAAAUUUAAAACAAAAAAAGUUUUAUAUUUUGUGAGAGUUAAGUAUUUUUUUCUUUACAGUUGUUCCACAUAGAGAUAUUUUCUUGACUUCAUGUAAAUAAAUAUAAAUUAUAAUGAAGCAGAAAUAUAAUUUGCGACUAAAUUUGAAACAUUCUUUUUCUGCUGCAACCUUUAUAAUCUCCACUAGGGUAAAAUAUAACUAAAAGUCUUAAUUUGAACAGACAAAGAGCUGUAAAACAAUGUAACACAUACUUUAUUCAGUGAAGAUUUCAUAUUUUUUUUAAAAUACACCUUAGAAUUUUAAUCUUCUUUCUAGAUAGAGAUAGGGGCCGUAAGGUUGAAGACUAUGACCCAGCUGAACCAACAGAAGAUGAGGUUAGUAAAUUUUAAACAGAGCAGAUUAGUGGCUGAAUUAGUGAAUAGAUUAUAACUUAUCCAUCAUGACCAAGUGUUUUUAAAAUAGCACACUUUUCUCAAGUCUGUUUCCACAUUUCAUCACAGGAACUUAAAGAUAAAGACAGCAAUCUGUACUGCCAUGUAUGCAAUGUGUCCGUUUAUGAUGAUGAGAGUUUCAGAAGACAUUUAAAUGGAACUAAACAUAAUCAACGCAUGAAUAGCGUGCUAACCGUACAUCAGAUGAAGAGCAAUCAGCUCAAUAUACGCCUUAAGGCGGAGGAACAUUUGCGCAAAAUUGAGGGCAAAGGGAAGAGCAAGAGAGACGGGUAAGAAGAAUAAUCAAAUUAUUUUUCUCCUCCCCCGAAACGAACUUUUCUUUUAGAAUAAAAAUUUUUAGUACAGGUAUAUACAUAUAAUCCAAUAUAAAGACAAAGCAUGACAAUUAUUAUUUUUUUAUUGCUUUAAUGGCGUUAAAAAUGCUUAAAAAACAUGUAAAAUCCAUUGACACUAAACUGUUGCAAUAUCAUUAUGAAACUUUCCAUGUCUUUUAAGAAUAAUUUUGUUAAAACAUUUGACACAAGUUUAUUGCAAAAAAGAAAAGCUACAAUAGACAUUUAUCCGGGAUCCCAGAACAUAUAACCAAAAAUAUAAGCCUUAGGUGGUAACAAAAAUGUUAUUUUAAUUAACCUGGUGAAUUUCACAUGAAUUUUGUUAUAAUUUAAUUUUCACAUGUCUCUCUUACCCUACUACUUCAAAAUAUAUUUUUCUGAACUGUCAAAGUACUUUUAAUGAAAAAGGUACAAGGUAAAUAGUAAAAUAUUCAUUAGAUAUUACUCUGAUAAAAUUCAUGAUAGUCUCAUUUCAUUUUUUUUUAUUCCGCAAACCAUCUUAAUUUUAGCAAAUUUACAAAACUACUUAUUUAUUGCAUUGAUGAUUUUAUAUUUCUUCAGAUAUGAUCCAAACUAUUUUUGUAAAAUUUGCAACAACAGUUUAACCAUCCCUUGGGAGAGACACAGGUUUUCCAACAUUCACAAGGUUAGAAUUGAUGACCACUAGCGCAACCUACAAUUUUCUUAAACAUUUCUUAACAAAAGCCUGGUAUCAUAUGUCCAAGUUUAUGACAUUUGAAAUUAAAAUUAUCUUUCAAUUAUUUUUUUUACCUCUAGGGAUUUUUUGAAUUGGCUUGUGAAAGCUUUAAACUUCUUUACAAUUUGUCUUAAUUCCAUUUUCAGCAAAGACAACUUCAGGUAAAGAGAGGUUGUGGUUGGUGUAAUGUUCAUGACUUUAAUAACUUCACAGAAGUGUUGGAGCAUCGUGAAACAGAGGAACACAAGAAGGUAUGAGUGUAUUCAUUAUUUGAAUUGGCUUCAAACUGUUAGUAAAAUUAUUGUCAGUUUUCAGAUUUUGAUUAAUAGAGAAAAUGAGUAUAUAAACGUUUUUAUUUUCAAGUAUUUGAAAAAAUUGCCAUUCUUAAUUUAGAAUGCUGAGCAAUAUGGCAAGAGAAAAGAUGAAAAGGAGCAUGUCAGAUCAAGAAGCAGAAGCAGAGAGAGAAGAACUGAGGUAUUAAGAAAAAUAGAACGUAAUUUUAUUUUGGGCUUUAAAGUUGUGUAGGAGUGGCAUGUUUUCAAGAUAUGUGUCAUACUAUAAAUUGCUGAAACUAAAAAUAUUUGCCUAAAUCUUUCAGCUUAAAUUUUUUUGUGCAGGUACAUUAUUUAACCAUGCCAUUCAGCAAUUAUAAUUAAAACAUAAAGUAUCUUAACUUCCUGAUAUGUCCAAGGGUCACUAAUUUUCACUUCUUUUUUUUUUUUUAAAUACAUUUUUUAAAGUGUUUUUUUUUUUGUUUUUUUAGAAGUACAGAAAGAGGAGCACAUCUCGUGACCGGUCUAGGAGAGACAAAGAGAGAAAGCAGAAAGAAAGGGAGAAGGUGAGAUUAGAAUGCUUUUUAUAUUAUUAUAUUUGAGAUGAAAAAAUUGCUCUAUAUAUAUUGCAAACACACACUGUUAGCACUGUCAAGUAAACAGUAAUGAGAAUUGAUUCAAAUGAUCCAUUUUGAUCACAUUGGUUCUAUGGGUCUUCAAUGAUUCCUUUGAGCCUCAGUUGCCAAUCAUUGAACUGAUUGUUGUUACACUUUGACUUUGUCCUCCUAUAAGAUGAAGAUGAAAUCAAAUAUUUCCUUUUAUGUGGUGGUGUAACUAUUGGCUGAAAUAUACAAAGAACAACUGUGGAGAGUGGAGAUUUUUUAUCAUGGUCCAGGGCUGAAAGCCACAAGCCCAAAUGGCUACUGCAUCUGGAAGAUGGUAUCAUUGCUAGGUGUGCUCUGUUCACGGAAAUAAAUGGUUUCCAAUACCACCAGCUCAAGAAAAUUAAUUAAAACUAUUAAUAAAAGAUAUUUAAAAAGAACAAUAAUGACAUAAACAUCUUAACUCAUUCCCGACGGUUGCAGCUAUAUGAAUCGUUAACGGCCCGAUUGAUGCAUCCCAGCGCAAAGCAACACACCUAAUUUUUAUUUUAAAAUGGCAAUGAAAUCUCAAUACCUCAGGCAAUGACAUGAUUCUGUGUUAUUUGAAUUUAAAAACCGGGAGUUUUUAUAUUAUUUCACGUUCAAUUUGUAUGAGCUUUAGUAAAGUGCGUCUCUAUCUAGCAUGUGUUUGUCCAAGGUGCCAAAAUCGAUUUUUUGGUCAUUAGUAAUUUUUUCACUAUUAAUAUACUAUUUUUUAUUUUACUUUAUUCAUUUCUGUAUGCAUUUAUCCUUAAUAUAAUUCAUUAGUGUUACUAAUAUUUAGCAGCUUAAAAAUAUUGUACAAAUGUAAAUCAAUUGUAAAAUGUAGUUUCUUCCCUUUCUCUGGAAUAUAAAUAAAGUAGGGGGGGCGUUAUUUCUCCAUGAUUUGUUCUUGGAUUAAUUAAUAAAAUUGAUUGGGAGAGCAACAAAAUAUUACUGAAUACCUACCACACAUAAGGAUGUUUUUAAUUUGUCACAAGCCUCAAAAUUACACUGUUAGCUUGAAGGACCUUAAAUUUAAACAAUUUUAAUAGGAAUAACCGUUAACCUCAUUAAAAAAGAAUUUAUUAAAUCAUUGUGCCUGUGUAUUUGGAAACUAAGGGAAAAAGUAUAAGGAAACUUUUUUUAUGUUAUGAAACCCUUUGUUUAUUGUAUAAGGCAUCACAACAUGAUUUCAAAAUAAUUUUUGGAAAUUUCAUGACAAUCCAUGAGAUCCUGCUUACAGACCAAUUAUGGGAAAGGAAAGCCUCCAUGGCGAGAGCAAUAACAACAGAGCACGUCUAAUACACUUCGCUAUGGGAAAAGCAAUGACCAUCAGCAGCACAAUAUUCCAACACAAAUAAAUAAAGACUGCGACAAGGAUAUCACCAGAAUGCUUACGAACCGAGAGAUGUAUCAAUUGUACCAAGACCAACCCAUAGUAUCAACAAAUAUAAAAGACAGACUGUGCUGGACAGGAUAACCCAAGAGGAUGCCCUUUUUUAGAGCAGCAAAAGUCAUCUAGAGGCAGAAACUUAGGGGCAGACGGCUCACUGAUCCACCAAGACUGAGAUAGAAGGAUGAUGUAGAGGGUCUGACAUGAGCUGAUAGUCUGCACAUGGAACCAGAGAGCUAGGAGUGUCUAAAUAUAUUUAAAUCCUUAAAGCUAACAGCCUCAUUUUUCUAAUGAAAGUGGUGAUGGUCAUAUUGUUGCUUUGUGUUUUCAUAAUAAACUUAUUAGACAUGGCAACAGUAUUAUUAGUGUUGUGGCCCUAGUGACCAUUUUAGUCCAUCCGGUGUUAUCCAUAUAGUACGUACACACUAGAUUUUUCAUGCCUGGGGUGGAGAGGGUCUCUGCAGAAAGUAUGUACGUUAUUAAAAAAUUCUACAAUAUUCAUCCUGACAGUCCAUAAAUUGCAUAUUUAUAUCUCGAAUGCAGUAAAAAAAAAUAUCACACAAUGUUUUGUAGGAAUUAUUGUCACAUUACCAUGUAUUUUCACAAACAAACUCUCUAGAUAUGCUCAAAUGGUACUCAAUAGUCAAGGUAUUACAGUAAUAUUUAGUCCACUGUACGUUCAAUGUGCAUGUGACAUAUAUUUUUUUGGGCUUCAUCAGUGCUUCUUAAAUUUUCAUUUCUCAUCACCUAUGCCUAAUUCAGGUUUUUACCGGGCUCCCUGUGUGAAAUUCUAACAAGUACGCUUCAAAAUAGCGAAUAAAUAUAAUAAAAUAAAAGGGUUGGGUAAAUAAAUGUAACAUGUAGGUUACUAAGCGCAAUCUAGUAACUACAUUACUAGACUAUAUAGAAUAAAAGGAUCCAAUUGACAGACUGUUAUAGGUGAUAUGCACCUUUAUCUAAAUAUUGAUGUCUAUAGCAGAUACAAGUCUGCAAAACAAAGUGACAGCAGAUUGCAAUAUUAACAUCAGUCACCAACUUUUAGGAGUUACCUUCUUUUUUUUUUUUACGCUAUGUUUUAUUUUUAAAACAGUUAAUUUAUUAUAAGAAUAUUGUAAUUUUAUGAUGUAUUAUCAAAACUUGAUCACUCGAAAAUUAAUAUUUUCCACUUGUUUUUUAGUUAAGAAAGGAAGAAGAUGAGGAAGAUUUAACUAUCCCAGAAUACUCUGCAGAAAAUCCUGUUGGUAAGUUAAUUAUUGUUGUAAUAUAAAGUCAGUGUUCUGUGAUUUGAGAAGCAAUUGUUACUGAUGGUGUUAUUAUUUAUAAAUAUUUUUUAUUUUAAUUUUAUAUCCUUCCUUUCCUGCUAAAAUAUCAAGUAUCAUUUAUUUUUCUAAUAAAUGGAAUCAAACAUUUUUAAUCAUCUGAGAGAUACUAUUUCAAGAUACAAAAUUAAAUUGUUAAUUCGAUAAUUAAAUUUAUAAAAUUCAUUUCUGUUAUUAUAUAGCUUUGGCGAAAGUCAACAUUUAAAAAAUUAUAAAUGCUGACUAGCUCUUAAUAAUAAUUUAUUGAAUCUGUAAUUAUUUUUCCAUUUCUAUACAGGUUUGAACUACAUCAUUCCUGUUACUGGUUUCUUCUGUAAACUUUGCCACAAGUUUUACAACAAUGAAAAGUCAGCUAAAGGAGCUCACUGUCAGAGUGAAGCACAUUAUGACAAAUUUAAGGUAAGAGGACAUGAUGUAAAUUUCUCAAUGAAUCUCAUUUUUCUCCUUAGAAAUUAACACUUUUGCUUUAAAACUUAAUUUGAUGGUGUUAUAACUGCCUAAUGAUCAAUGUUUGAGAAAGGUUGCUGAUUUACUCUAGCCCCAGAGUUAUCAAAUUAAAAGUCAGGAAUAAAAAUUCUCUAGCUGAUCCAAAGUAGUUAUCUUCAAGGAAUUUUUAACUCUAAUACAGUUCAACUCUAAGAAUGCUUCAAGGUUAGCAUACCAAUAGAGUUGCACAAAUAACACAUUUAGCUUGUGUUCUACACAACUUGGUUUUAGUAUAUAAAAUUUGUUGAUUUUUCUAUUAAAAAAAUUUUGCAGCUUGCCACUCAAGCAAAAAUUGCUGACAGGGAGAAGAGGAAGGCAGAUGAAGCAGCAUCUGAGGCGGAACAAAAACCAAAGGUUGAAAAUGAAGAUGAUACUGAUUUGGAAACUAAAGAAGACACUAAAUCAGAUACAGAUUUGAAGAAAGAUGUGGAGGAUGAUGAUGAAGACUAUGAUGAUGACCUUCCACUAGAAGAUGAGGAUAAUGAUGGAGGUUUGGUUAAUGAUGAAGAUCUUGGUCUACUUUAUGAUGAUGAAGCAAGCAGUGAAAGUAAAAAUGUUACAGCAUCUAACUCUACUCUUAAUGACACUAAUGCAAACUCAAGCUUUGUGUACAUAUCUGGUGACAUGGCUGAAGCUCAUCUUGAACUGCAAAGGCAAGAGAAUGAGCAGCAGGCAAAAAAUGAUACAGUUGUCGCAGGUACGUUAUGAACACUUAUAACUACUUUAAAUAUGUUGGCUAUUAUUCUUUUGGUCAUUGUCCAUAAAUUUGCUGCUUAUAUCUUCAACUAACCUAGGUCUGCAAAAUUUAAAUUAAGAUCCUAUUAAAUCUAUCCACCUGGUAUAGAUUGAGAUAUGUUAUUGUUAAUAAUGUGGACAAUUUUUUUAAAAAAAACAAGAUACAACAACCAGUUGUAACUGGAUUAUAAUGAUCAAGCUACUUCUUAAAAUAAAUAUAUAAUUUUAAUUGUAAAGGUCAGUGAAUGUAUAAAGAAAACAAUUAACCUUAACUCUUUACAUUCCUUGAAUUUUGCAUGUUUUUCAUGAGUAUUCUAGUGUCCUUAAAAAAGAGUCAAUAACUUUUAAAAUCCUUGUCUAAAAUUCAUGAUAUAUUAUUGUGGAGAAAUGCAUGAGGUUUCUAAAAAUAUUUGUUUGCAAACACAUAGUGUCAACACUUAGAAGUUGUGGGGGAAAAAAAUGCAAUUUACAAUUUUUUUAAAAAUGAAAAUGUUUAUUAAAAAAAUUGGUGAUCACAUGCAAAGAAGGAAAAAAACAAACCACAUGAAAUUAUUUAAUAAAAUCUGUUUAUUUAGAAAGCAAAUUCAUUUUCUUAUAUUAUGUGCAUGAUUUAGAAAAAAUUUUUUGUGGUACUUGCCACCAGUGUCAAGUCUGGUUUUCUUGAUUCCACCAGCUUUACUUCUAAAAUAGUUGGUAGCCUUGCCGGCAAAGCUCGGAUGUUUGCUAUCAAAAUGGCGUUUUAGUUUGUUCGGCUUCACAGAUAGAUAGAUAGAUAUCAUAGGCUGAUAGAACUUCACAGCCAAUAAGACAUUGUGAUUGAAAACAAUGAAAACAUAGAUAUAUGCAUACGAGCAUACUUUUUAUUUUGCGUUUUUUAAAUUUUAUUUUAUCACUAUUAUCAGACAUUCAUCAUUCGUCAGAGACAAUUUUUAACAGAGACGUAACUUAGUAAGACAGCAUGCUGAGCUUACACUCACACAGGCACUGUAGUACUGAUUGCAGGCGAAACUUAAUCCUAAACCGAUAUUUAUUUUUGCUUUCAAUUUUCACUUCAAGCUUAUCGUGGAUAACAAUAGUAGCAUUUAUUGUCCGGUGUUAUUUCAGCAUCAGACAUUUGACCUAUAUUCUUUAUUUAUUUACGGUUUCCUUACUUGCCAUUGGUUAAUAAGCCUAUCACGUGAUACUUAGGGGAGUCACUUUGAUUUUUUCUUCUACAUUUUCACUGGACAUGUCUGAUUCUUUCAAAGUAUGCAUUAUUUAUAAUCCACGAUUACCCGUUGACGAGCUGAUCGGUGCAGUAGUUUUCACUGUCGGUUUAGGCUUUAUUAUGGGGUGAAUGAAUCAAAGGGGAUGAUAUGUCUGUUUUUUUAGCGUAACCAAAUCAAUUGGUUUCUAAGAACAUCUGCAUCGGAAAUGUGUGUUUUCCAAUGGUCUUAGGCAACCCCCGUGAAAGGGUCCCGCGACCCCCAGGUUGAGAACCGCUGACUUAGAAUGAUAUAUUCAUUUAUCAACUGGUCAACACCACACAGGUCACAGGAAUGAAUUGUAUGAUUUCAAAAUCUGAUUUGACAAUAUUUGGGUUUUCUCCCCAAUAAUUGCCUAGAAAGACACCAUCAGUUUUGGUUUUGUUCACAAAAGAAAAUCCAUUUGCUGUCAUACUAUUUGGAAUGAGUGAGGCUUUUCUCUCCACUGAACAUAGUAUACAUUUUUAUUAUCUCUUAUCCAUCCCAUCAUAUCACAUUGCUUUGGUUUUUAUCUUUAUUUACUUCUGUUAAUGUCUGACAAGUUCACUUUGCACAGUUUGUCCUCAUUGUCUGUUUCAAUAUUAUAAACUUUGAAGAAUGUCUCAUUUGAAUAAAUCUGUUUUUGGGAAUACGGCAUGAGCCCACAAUUCAUGGAAGUAGUGAAACGUUGUGGUUGAUGAGCAUUUUUGUACACUGAGGACUUGUACAGUUGACAUCCACAUUAGUAGUCCUAGAAAUGUGUAAAAGUGGUAUGUUGUUGAGAUAUCAACAAACCACAGUUGAUGGAAGGUUUAGAAGGUCCCAUUGUAGUUGAAUAGGUGUAUUUUACAAAUGUUUUAACCAAAUUCAGUGUGAAACAUAUCUUGAAAAUCCUUAGACUUUAGGGUGCAGAUUGUAGCCAUGUUAUGAUGACAUUUCUUCCCACACAUGUCAGCCUGGCUUUCUGGCUGGGGGAAACUUAGGAGUGGGAACCAGUGGGUCAUCAUCUGGAACCUCCUGCAAGCCUAGCCUGUGAAUGUAAAAGAAGAAAUAAUAUUAUAGACUUAUAUGAUGCAACUAUUAGGGAUGCAAUGAAUAUAAAAUAUAUACUUACUUAAAUUUCAAGUUUUUAAUACUUCAAAUACUGUCUAAAAACCGUUAUUAUCAACAAAAAAAUUAGUUUUAAAUAAUUAAUUUUUUAUAACACAUCGAUGUCAAAUUUCAUGGUCUCUAGGAUGAAAUAUAUCAUAAUAAUCAGUGCCGACUACAUUGUUUACAUUCCUUAGCAACAGUUUCUAAACAUAACGUCUUCUAAAAUUAUUUAUGUAAUAAAAUAUUCGCAAAUUAUACAAUGAUUUUAUUUGCGUAGAUUCAUUUUAAAAUGGGUAGUAAAUACUUCAAUUAUGAUUAAAAAUACAAUUUAAACCGAUAAAAUAAAAAUAAAAGUUUUUAUGUAAUAAAAUAUUCGCAAAUUAUACAAUGAUUUUAUUUGCGUAGAUUCAUUUUAAAAUGGGUAGUAAAUACUUCAAUUAUGAUUAAAAAUACAAUUUAAACCGAUAAAAUAAAAAUAAAAGUUAAAAAUCAAUUAAAAAAUAUAGAAUGACGAAACACUCGAUUACUAACCUUCUAGUUUUAGUGACUAUAAUGGGCUAUAAAGGCAGAUUCUCAUCAAAAUCUGAAUCAAAGUCACUAGAUUCAGGUUCCCAACUAUCUUUCCCAGAUGUUUCAGAUAAAAUUUGAUCAAUAUUGUCGUCAGUAGUAUUCAUUAUUUAAAAUUUUGGGCUGCCGAGUCGACUAGCGUCUUGCACAAAUUUUCCCAAAAUGGCGAGUACCGCUUCGGCAUGUCACGUGAACCUCGAACUCGCAAAAAAACAUCAAUUUUUAUUUAAAAACUUUAAAUAUUUUUUUAAUAUAUUUUUCUUCCCAAAUGUAUGAUAAAAUAGGUAUAGAACACUUGAAAAAUAAAAAAUACUAUAUUUUAUUAGCAAAAAAACCCAACGUAUAUAGUUGUACGCUCUCUAUAGAAGAGGAAUGAAAAGAGUUAAAUACAACUAUCGGCCUUGAUGCUGUAAAUGCUGAUAUGCUUAUAAUUAAACAAUUGCUUAAGACUAAGAACCAAAAUAGUAGUUCUUAACUCUAAAAGCAAUGGAACUUGCAGAACUCUCAACUUGUUUGUGGUUUGGACAUAAAAAACUUUGAACUGUGUAUAAUUCUUUGGGACCUAUUUGCACCCUAAAUUAUAGCAUAAAUAGUAGAUUGAAUAUAUAUAUAUAUAUAUAUAAGCUAAAACUGUCAUUAGUUCAUGACUGUCAUAAAAUUAAACUUUUUAAUACACAAAAAUCUUUUUAUUUUUUUAAAUUUUUGUAUUGGUUUCCUUCCAGAUGCUGCUGUGAGUGAAUCCGAUGAGAGUAAAGAAUUGCCAGCAGUGCCUGCAGCUCCAGAUGCUAAGGACAAGUUAGAGAGUGAUGUAGACCUUUCAGGAGAAGUUGAUGAAAAAGAAGAGAACACAUCAGCAACUGAUUUAGAUAACACAUCAGCGGGUGAUUUAGAUAACACGUCAGCAGCUGAUUUAGAUAACACAUCAGCAGCUGAUUUAAAUGAUGAUGAGAUUGUUGCAGCAUCUACCCCUGCAGAAUCUGUUAAAACUGCUGCAAAAGCUAGAGGUGGAGGUACAGCCAGGAGAGGUAGGGGUCGUGGAAAAGCCAAGAAAUAAAUCAAUCAUGUUCUGAAAUUGGUAGCUGGGGGUUGCAGUAUUUAUUUAUAUAUGUGUUCUUUGAAAACGUGCUACCUUCCUGUGCUUUGGCUUCUAUUAUGAAAAAUUUAUUUUUCUUAAGACACAUUUACUACUUUUAACCUUUUUUUUUUAACUGGUUUAAAUAAAUUUAUUUUUAAAAAUCUGCAACCACAACUCACUCUUAGUCACCAUUUUGUUUCUUUUUAAAACAUGAAAUUGAACAAUUUAUUUCUUAUCUUCUCUAUUACUACUCCUUUAUUAUCUAAUUCUGUAAGCAAUCAACAGUAUUGUAUAACAUAAUCUAGUUUUAGUACCAGUACCUAGUGACAGGACUGAUUACAAUUUUAAGUUAUGUUAGUGCUUGUUUUUUAUACAAGCAAGCUACUGAAACACUUUAUUUGUUUGACAUAUUUUUAAAGUUUUAAUAUGUAUUUGCCAUUGUAAGUUAUAGCCAAUAUUUUUUAUUUAAAAAAUUGACACUAGCCAACAUAAAAUGUAAGGAUACAAAACUAUGUUAAGAUGCAAAAAGCAAAUGUUUGCUAAUUAACAGAGUUCUAUUUGCGUGUAUUGGCCAUGUUUAAUUGGUAAAUUAAGAUUUGAGUUGAAUUGUAGCAGAAAGCCAAAUAAGAAUAUUAUGUGCUGAUUUAUAGUGAAAUUUCAGUGAGUUUAUGGAAUUAUCUGCACAAUGAUGGUUAAUUAUCAUUGACAAACAUUCACUCCUCCAUUUUCUUAAUUAGGAAAAAAUAUUUUAUUUAAUUUUUUGAGAUCCCUUUUACUUAAACAUGAAAAGUAUUAUUUAAUUUUAAAAAUAUGUUGGUGUUCUGUUGCCCUCACUACCAAUUUGGAAUUUUAUCGUCCAUUUUUGAGAUUGCUGUUUUUACUGUUUUCUAUCAGUUUGCAAUGGCUAUUUUUCACAAUCCUGCUGAUUUAACUGAACUAAGAAUACAUUUGAAGGUUGGUAAUCAAAAAAAGAAUUGCUUGCUAUCAUUUUUUUUUUUAAUAAAGAUUUGAAAGUAUUGUGAAAUAUGUUUUUUACUGUUGUAUUUAAUAGUACUAGAAAAUAAUAAACAAUUAAUAUAAGUAAGGAAUAGGUUUGACAAGUAUGUUAACUUUAUAAGACCUCCAUGGAAACAUCAUGUUUCCUUCUGCUUUGAUAAUAUUUGGUGUUAAGUGUUAUUUUAAGUUAACAUAGUUAAAUACAAGAUAAAUUUGGUGAAAUUUUUUGAAAAAAUAAGGUAAAAGUAUUGGAGAAUCAUGCAAAUGAAAGUUAAUAUUGAUUUGAUUGAACAUGGAGGCAUUUGUUUUAAAAUUGUAUAGAAAUAAUAUAUGUUGGUUUCUGUUCAAAGUCUAAAAAUUACAAAUCUUCUCAUGGCGAUGUAUCUGUUGUAAGUUAAUAAAUGUUUGAAUUAUUACUAUCACCACAGCUGUCAAGCAUUGUUUUAGAAGAAAAUAGAACUAUUCAUUUAUACUUGGUCAUAUCUUUAUAUCUACAUUUUUUUAAAAUCUAUAGUGUUGUUUUUUUUUUUGUUUUAAUAUUGUAUAUAGUAUUUUUUCUUAAUGAGGGUUUAUGUAUUUUGAUUACAAAUUUUUUCUUAACCACUUAAUUACAAACUAUAUGUUUCAUGGAUGUCACUAGAAGAGCCAAGCAGUUGCAUGAAGAGAUGGCAUGUACUUUGUUGAAAAUAUUUAGACCCAGUUACAGUAGUGAAGUUACUUGCAUGUUAAAUUUUGUUAGCCUAAAAAAUUGGAAUCAGAUUCAGAAUUUAAAAGUAACAUACUUGAGACACAAUGAUACUAAUUACAGGGUUAGAGGAUCAUACUGUUCCUGGUCACUAUCUUUUAUACUUGAGAACCCAUCUCAUCUUUAGUUUAAACAAAUAUUUUUCACUACGAUAAAUAUGUUGACCAUAUUCUAACACUCAUGAAUAUAUACUAUAUCAAUAUAAAAAUUAUAUUAACAAAAAGUAAAAGAUAUUUUAUAACUAAGGUGAACAACACAUUGUUUCCUUUCUAACCCUUGUCUUAUUGAGUAGAAUAUCAAAACGAAACAUGAUGCUAAGAAGAAAAAUCCCUCUACUGAAAAAGGUUACUAAAAAUAUUGGUGGGAGUCAAUUUUAAAUAUGCUAUGGAGUAAUGUUUGGGGCUAGGUCCUAGCCAAGUGACACAUUUAUCCAAAAUGUUUCUAGAAUUGUGUAUGUUGUUGAAUCGAAUACUUUUUGUUACAUUUCAUUUGUUACAUUUUGUCUACUUUUGUGUUGCUUUGAAACCAAAUAAACAUUACAAAAUUU